CAUACCUACAUCUCCAAAUCUGAAGCAAGGAAGGGGAUCAUCUCUCUGCAAUUUUGAACUUUAACACGAAACUAAAUUCAUGGAUAAGAGUUGGGUUCAUUUGAAUAAAGGAACACCUGAAUAUGAGAAGGGUAUGGAUACAUUUUUAGAUAUCGCCUUUUCUUGUGAAGGGGUUACUGAUAAAAUACGGUGUCCGUGUUGUAAGUGCAACAAUGUCUAUUUUAAGGAUAAAAGUGAUGUUAAGUUCGAUUUAUUUAGAUGGGGGAUGGAAAAAAGUUACACUAAAUGGAUUUACCAUGGUGAAAGCUUAAACGACGUGCCUAUUGAUGAUGGAGUUGAGGCAAAUGAUGAUAAUAAUGCAGAAAAUGAUGAUGCUGCCACAUUUGAAAUGUUGUAUAACAUGUCAAGAGGUGGAGGUUUUGGGGAUAUCCUUGCAGGUAUCGGGGAGCACUUCGAUAAUUGUGAUCCUGAACAACCAAAUGAGGAGGCCAAAAAAUUUUACCAAUUGUUGAAGGAUGCAGAGCAGAAGCUAUACCCGAACUUUGAUAAGUUAUCCAAACUAUCUUUUGUUGUCAAAAUCUUUUAGCUUAAAUGUCUUUAUGGUUUCACUGAUAGGGGGCUGAAUGGAUUGUUAGAUUUUAUAAGAUUUAUUCUUCCACCAGACAAUACAUGUCCUGCAUCUAUGAGGGAGGCUCGAAAGAUGGUUUCAGCUCUUGGGUUAAUGUACAAAAAAAUAGAUGCAUGUGUUAAUGAUUGCGUUUUAUUUUGUAAGGAAAAUUCAGUGAUGGACCAAUGCCCAGAAUGUGGAGAAGCUAGAUGGCAAAAAGUUCCAGAAGUUGUAGGCAAUGAGGUACCAAUAUUCAAGAAAAAAAAGAAGAGGGUACCGCGAAAGCUUUUACGUUACUUUCCACUAAAACCACGUCUUCAACAAUUGUUUAUGUCAAAAGAAACAGCUUCAGCUAUGAGAUGGCAUAGGGAUGAACGAGAAAAUGAUGGAAUUCUACGACACCCGGCAGAUUCAAAAGAAUGGAAAGAUUUUGAUGAUAAACAUCCAUCCUUUGCUAUAGAAUCUCGCAACGUGAGACUUGGACUAGCGAGUGAUGGUUUCAAUCCAUUUGGAACCAUGAGCAUUUCACAUAGCACUUGGCCUGUUGUCAUGAUCCCCUAUAACUUGCCUCCUUGGCUUUGCAUGAAACAUUCAUAUUGGAUGUUAUGUUUACUUAUUCCUGGACCAAAAUCUCCAGGUAAUGACAUAGACAUAUACUUGGCACCACUGAUUGAUGAUUUGAAAGACCUAUGGGAAGUUGGUAUCCAAACAUUUGAUGCUUCUUUACAACAAAAUUUUCAGCUUCGUGCAAUGUUAUUGUGGACGAUAAAUGAUUUCCCUGCUUAUGCCAUGAUGUCUGGUUGGAGCACAAAAGGUGAGUUGGCAUGUCCUUGUUGUAAUAAAAAUACUUGUUCUUAUAGAUUAAAGCAUGGUCGAAAGCAUUGUUAUAUGGGUCACCGAAGGUCCUUGUCUCAUGAACAUCCUUGGCGAAAAAAUCGGCGUUUAUUUGAUAAUCAUAUGGAACAUCGUUAAGCUCCGAAAAGACUUUCUGGGUACGAUGUGUUAAAGCAAUAUGAUAUGUUUGACCAAGUAAAGUUUGGAAAGCUUACAAGGAAGAGAAAAAGAGAUGAUAAGACUGUUAAUUGGAAGAAAAAGAGUAUUUUCUUUGAGUUGCCUUAUUGGAAGACAUUAUCUUUACGACAUAAUCUCGAUGUAAUGCAUAUUGAGAAAAACGUUUGUGACAGUAUCUUGGGUACACUAUUAGAUCUUGAUGGAAAAACGAAAGACAAUUUAAAUGCUCGUCUUGAUCUUCAGUUGAUGGGUAUAAAGAAAGAACUUCAUCCUGUUAAAGUGGGUGACAAGUAUUGCUUACCUCCCGCAAAGUACAACUUACACUUAAGUGAAAAGAGAGCUUUGUGCCAAUUCUUAAAAGAUAUCAAGAUGCCUGAUUCAUAUGCAUCAAACAUUGCUCGAUGUGUGCAUGUCAAAGAGUGUAAGAUAUAUGGAUUGAAGAGUCAUGAUUGUCAUGUACUUCUAGAACGACUACUACCACUUGCAAUACGUGAUCUUCUUCCUAGAGAAGUAUGUGGUCCACUAAUUGAUGUAAGCCUAUUUUUUGGAAAAUUAUGCUCAAAAGUACUAAACGUUGAGGACCUAAAGGAUCUUGAUGCUCAAAUUGGAGUAACACUUUGUAGAUUGGAAAUGAUUUUUCCACCUGCCUUUUUUGAUAUCAUGGUUCACUUGCUGAUUCAUAUAGCUAGUGAGGCUGAGAUUGGUGGACCUGUGCAAUAUCGUUGGAUGUAUCCAAUCGAAAGGUAUUUACAUACUCUAAAAGGCUAUGUCCGUAACAAAGCACGACCCGAAGGUUCAAUAGCUGAAGGUUACAUUUUAGAAGAAUGUAUGACGUUCUGCUCAAGAUACUUAAAAGAUUCAGAGAGAGAAGCUUUUCAGACUGAGAGAAACUUUGAUGGCACGGGUGAGGAACAAUAUCAGGGUAUAUCGAUCUUCAAAACAAGUGGUCGGUUUUUGAUGCAAGGUGAAUAUAAGGAAUUGAGUGUAUUAGAGCAUAUGCAAGCUCACUUUUAUGUGCUUAAAAAUUGUGAAGAUGUUAAUCCGUGGGUUGAAGAACACAUGGAUGAGCUCCUGAGACAAAGUUCUAGGAAUGUAGAGAAGAGACACCAAGAGCAAUUCGCCACUUGGUUUGAAAAGCGUGUUACUCAAUUACGCGAGGAAAAUGAUGAACGUGCACAUGAUCAAUUGUUUUCAUUGGCUCGAGGACCAGAUAGACGUGUUACAUUUUAUAAAGGAUAUAUCACGAAGGGGUUUAGAUUCCAUACAAAAGAACGUGAGUUGUCCUUAAAAACCCAAAACAGUGGUGUUAUUGUCAAAGGUGAUGAACUCACAGGUAGUGUUGAUUACUAUGGUGUCAUAAAGAAUAUCAUUGAACUUGAAUAUUUGGGAGAAAAUAGAGUUGUGCUAUACAGGUGUGAUUGGUUUGAUGUUCCACCACAAGGUAGGAAUCAAACUAGGGGAUACAAUAAAGAUGACUUUGGAUUUAUCACUCUUGAUAUGACUCGUAUUUGCUAUCAAAAUGAGCCUUUUGUUCUAGCGAGUCAAGCUGAUCAAGUAUAUUAUGUGAAAGGAAUAAAAAACUCGAGUUGGCAUACUGUGGUUAAGGUAAAACCUCGAAAUUUGUAUGAUGUGCCUGAAUUAGAGAAGGGAUGGCAAGACAACAACGUUGAGACACUCUAUGAGCCAUACCAACAUAAUGAAUUGGCAAGCACAAUGCAUAUUUCAAGUUGUUCUACUGCCUUUACUGAAGACGUGAUUGAUUUGCAAAGAAAUGAUAUGGAGGGAUCAAGCAUCAUGACAAAUACUUUAAGUGGACAAGAAGAUGGUGAUGAAAGUGAUUAUGAUACUGACUCUUCAAGUAAUGAUGUUGAGAUUGCUACAAUGGAUGAUGAGUAAGAGAAGAGUGGUGGGAAAAUUAUUUGGGUCUGAUCAUGUGUGUAAAAGAAGCUUUGGAUCACCUUUGAAAACUUCUAUUGUAAAAAGUCAGAAGAGUGCUAGGCUUUUAAAUAAGAGAGAGUGCUGCAAAUUUUUUGUUAUAGACUUAUGACAUUUUUCUGUGAAGAAAUAUUGGUAUUGUAAAUUUGGCAAUGCUUGUGAUGGUCUUUGUUGAAAUGCAACUUUUUUAUUAUAGAAUUAUGGUGCUGCACUUCUUUUUCGGAACUAUGG
Tripterygium wilfordii is the source of this 3784-nucleotide messenger RNA. RefSeq lists its product as uncharacterized. Lineage: Eukaryota; Viridiplantae; Streptophyta; Magnoliopsida; Celastrales; Celastraceae. The record is from RefSeq and is a predicted model, not a curated record. Bases 1625 to 3514 code for a protein of 629 amino acids. The transcript is spliced from 5 exons.